Molecule: messenger RNA, 4653 nt
Organism: Chlamydomonas reinhardtii
Lineage: Eukaryota; Viridiplantae; Chlorophyta; Chlorophyceae; Chlamydomonadales; Chlamydomonadaceae
Exons: 16
Coding region: 230-4087 (1285 amino acids)
Biological process (GO): cilium assembly; clustering of voltage-gated sodium channels; centrosome cycle
Cellular component (GO): centriole; centrosome
Source: RefSeq, a predicted model, not a curated record
AGCUUUGUUAUCACGCUUGCAUACAGGUUGAUUAUCCACAACAUUUAGCUCUAGCGGCCAUAAGUGACCACCCGGCUAUUUUCUUAACGACUGCUCCUCUUCUUCAACACUGUUGUUCCUGCUUCUCCAUUUGAUUCGACCUAACAAUUCCACUUCUAUCUUCCUAUCUUAUCAAUGCACGCGGGGGUGUAGCACAACUUGGCCUUUGACUUGACCACAUUCAGCGCCCAUGUCCUCAGAGCGGAGCCACAAUGUGACGCUGCUGGCGCCCAGCGGGCGAGAGCAGCCUGUAGUGUUGGUGGUUGCCCGCGAGGGUGUACAGCUGCAGACGACGGAGGGGAAGGAUAUCAACACCUUUGUGUAUGAGACAAUUCGCAAAUGGCUGCCGUCUCACCUGCGGAGCAAGAACCCGGGGCCGGACGAUUGCCUGGACUUGCAAAUAGAGACGGACAAAGGUCCGCGCGACCUGCGGAUGCGCUGCUCAAACUCGAUGGGCGUGAAGCAGCUGAUGAAGGACCUGCGCGAUACCGUUGAGGGCAUAAUGCGCGAGAUAGACGACAAGCAGAUUGAGGAGCAGGAGCGCGAGCAGCAGGCCAUGGAGCAGCAGCAGAGCCGCGAGGCGCCGGCGAUUCAGGAGAUGCCCACCCUGGCCGGCCCCGUGCCCGCGCUGGGCGCCACCGCUGCUGCCGCUGCCUCCACGGUGGACGCCAUUGGCCACCUCAAUGCGGAGACGCAGACGCUGGUGGACCUGGCGCCGCCGCAGCACAUCAACCAGGGCUCCGACGGUGGAGCCAUGCUUGUGCAGGGCCCGCCGGGCGCGGGCGGCGUGGCCCAGCUGUUCGUUGCGCACCCCACCGGCAUCGCACUGCCCGUGGGGUCCCGCGGCUUGCCCACGCCCGCGCUCAUGGAGGGCCUCAACGUGGCCGCCGGCUCCCCGGGCGGCGUGCCGCUGGUGCCCGCCAGCGGCGCCUUUGCGUACGAGUAUCUGGACACCUACGGCCAGGGCCCCGCGGGCGGCGGCGGCGGCGAGGAGCUGGAGGUGACGGACCGCGUGGCCUCCACCGCGCCCGGCUUCUUCAACGCCAUGUUCAUGCAGCGCGCGGCGCUGCCCGGGUACGGCGGCCCGCCGCCGCCACAGCAGCAGCAGCAACAGCAGCAGUACAUGUCGCCCGGGGCCAGCUCCGGCGGCGGCGCGCUGCCGCAACAGUACUACACACAGCCGUACGAGUAUGCGGUGGCGGCUGCGCCGCCGCCGCCGCCCGUGGCGUACUAUGCGCAGCCGCCGCAAGUGGCGGCGGCAUACCCACAGAUGGCGCCGCGGGGCUACACGCCCGCGACAACUGGCGGCAGCGGCGGCGGUGGCAGCAGGGGCCGGGCGCCGCGGCGUUCGGACCCGGCCAACACCUCGCCCGCCCGCCGCCGUGUGGAGUUCAGCGGCGUGCGCGGCAGCCCCGGCGCCGGCGCCUACUCGCCCGGCGGCGGCAGCGGCGGCGGCAGCGGCUCGGAGCGCGGCGGCACCGGGCCUGCUGGCGGCGGUGACGGCGACCUGGCUCUGCAGGUCCGGUUCCUGGAGGACCUGGUGUCCCGCCUCUCGGCCGAGGUGUCCCGCCGCGCCGUGUCGCCGGAGCGCGCCACAGCGGCCGCGCUCGCGCUCGCCGGCGCAGCCGGCGAGCACCCCGCCUCGCCCACGGCGGCUCCGCUGCCGGCGGCGCAGCCGCCGGCCGCCACCGCUGCCCCCGCGGCGCCUGCGGCGCCGCCGGCGGUGGACUAUGAGGCGUUGUUGAGUGCGGACGCGCUGGGUGCGGCUGCGGUGCUGCGCGACCAGAAGCUGCUGGCGCCGCUGCUGGGCGCCUACGACGGCCGCAUUGCGGCGCUGGAGGCGGACCUGCGCUCGCGCACGGACACGGUGGCGGCGCUCAAGGCCACGGUGGACGAAGUGGUGGAGGAGAACGACCGGCUGCGGGCGGACGCGGCGGCGGCGGCGGAGGCGCGGGACGCGGCGCUGGCGCAGGCGAGCCGCAACGCCGAGGCCAUGGCCCAGGCCAACAGCGCCGCCGCCGCCGCUGCCGCCGCGGUGGCGGGCGCCUCCACCCAUGCGGAGGAGGCGGAGCUGCUGCGGCGGGAGAACGAGCUGCUCAUCACGCAGCAGGGCGAGCUGGACGGCGAGAUCCAGCGCCUGCACCGGCAGCUGCAGGAGCGCGCGGCGGAGGUGAUGCGCGUCAGUCAGGAGCAGGCGGCGCUGGCGGCGGCGGUGCAGCAGGCCAAUGCCAAGGCGGCGGAGUCGGAGGCCCGCUCCAUCAAGCUCACGGAGGCGCUGCGGGCGGCUGAGGCCAAGGCAGCGGCACUGGCGGCGCAGGCGGCGCGCAGCAAGGCUGCGGCGGACGAGAGCUCCACCGCAGCCGCCACCACCAAGGCUGCGUUGGACGAGCUGCGCCACGCGCACGCGCAGCUUCAGGCCGAGGCGGCUGCAGCACAGCAGCGCUACAAGAUCGCGUCCGACGGCGCCGCCAGCCUGCAGCUGGAGCUGUCCACGCAGCGCGAGCGCGGCGACUCGCUGGCGGGGCAGGUGUCGGCGCUGAGCCGCGAGUGCGAGACGCUGCGCAACGCGCUGGGCGGCGUGGAGGGCAAGCUCACGGAGCUGCAGAAGCGCGAUGUGGACGUGUGGAGCCGCGUGAAGGAAGCCAUGUCGGCCGCGGAGGAGGCGCGGCUGGCUCGCGACACGGCACUGGCCCGCUGCGCCGACCUGGAGCGGCAGGUGGAGCUGGCCAACACACGCCUCACCACCGCGCGGCAGGCCACGCGGGACGCAGUGGUGGACGAGUUCAGCGCUCAGGUGUCCGCCGCGCAGACCGCGGCGCAGCAUGUGCGCGAGGAGCUGUCCUCCGCGCACUCGGCGGUGACGGAGUGGCGCGCGCGGGCGGAGCGGCUGGAGCGAGACCAGGCCAGCCUCACGGCCGAGCUAGCGGCUCUGCGUGAAGACACCGCCGCCACGCUGGCCUCCAAGAGCCGUCUGGGCCUGGCGUCGUUGGGUGCAGUGGAGAAGGUUGCGAGCCUGGAGCGAGAGCGCGAUGACGCGGUGGCCAAGCUGGAGAGCGCGCAGCGCAAGGCGGAGCGCGCCGCCCGAGACUGGCAGCUGGAGCGCCAGUCGUACGAGAACACCAUCCGCGGCCUCAAGUCCAAUAUUGCCGAGCUGGAGGCGAAUCUCAGCACCACGCGCGCCGAGGCCUCAACCACCCGGCGCCAAGCGGACGCGGUCGGCCGGGAACUGGCGGCGGCGCGGGCACAGCGCCAACAGGCGGAGGCAGAGCUGCGGCAGCAGAUUGCCAGCCUGCGUGCUGACCGAGACGCUGAGGUGCGGGCGCUCAGCAGCAAGAUUGACGCCCAGGCCGCCGCGGCCACAGUGGCGGCGGCCGAGGCGGAGCGGCUGCUGUCCUCCAAGCAGGAGGUGCUGGCGCGCUGGCGCGAGGAGGCGCAGACGCUGGCCUCCCGCAUGGAGGCGGCGCUGUCCGACCACAAGCGUGAGCUGGCGUCCAAGGCGCACGAGGCGGCGGAGCUGAGGGCGCGCUGCGAGGCGCUGGCGGGCGAGAACGUGGAGCUGGCGGGCGCAGUCAGCGAGCUGGAGGCCAAGCUCGACGACCUGCAGGCCCAGCUGGCGGAGGCGGAGGCGCGCGCCGAGGCGGCGGCAGGCCAGGUGAUGGGCUCCGCCAACCGCGAGGCGGAGCUGCAGCAGGAGCUGCGGCAGCUGCAGAUGGCGCUGGACCGCCUGCACUUUGAGAAGAGCCGCAUGCAGCGCGCGCACGACCCCCUGGUCGCCAAGUACGACGCACUCAAGAAGGACAUCCGCCAGGCCGCGGUGCCCGCCGGGGCCUCGGCGCAGCAGUACCAGCAGCAGCCGCACCUGGCGACGCCGGUUGGCGCGGCGCCGCCAGCGGCGCAUGGAACGCCUGGCAUCAGCGCCGCCGCGGUGGCGCAGACGCUGUAUGGGGUUGGGCCGGGGAACGGUGCUGGCGCGCACAUGGGGUGGCCGGGUUCGCCUGAUGGGGUGGUGCACGCGGCGCGUGUGCCCCGCGGUGCGGGCGGACGUUAAGCGCAACGCUGACAUGCGGCGGCGCCGCCGUGACGAUUGUGACUUGGUACCGUCUGUUUGAUGGACCCGUAGGUAGUUGCAGAGGUCUGCUGUGAAGCGCCUGCGCCGGGAGUCGGCGGUACCGUACGAUAGGUGUAAUUGAUUGUACUGCAUCGACGUGAGGGGCCACGGCCUGAGUAAGGCUGCCAGUGGGUGGCAUGCGCUGGAGUGACGGAUACAGUUCAAAGGCGGUGGCGUAGCCAUGCAAUGGCAUCACUGGGUGGUACAAAGUCUGAGCAAACCGUUAGCACCGUGUUUAGGGGAGCCUCCUCCUCCUUGACACCGUGUAUACCGUAGGGGGGCUGUCUCCUUCUUGCUUCGGUCGCUAGUUGCUUGUGGGAAGCGCGGGAGUCGGGCAGGUCGACCCACCAGACUGGCUCGAGGGAGGGGUCAAGUAUGCGCGUCCCAAGGCCAAUUGCAUAUCGGUUGAUGUGUGAUACCGAUAUGUGAUACCUCGCCUCGGAUGCCCCUGGUCAGCUGGACAGUGUCAGUCCGCUGGCAAGGGUGGGCUGUAACCUUGAAUGCCA